Molecule: messenger RNA, 2381 nt
Organism: Miniopterus natalensis
Lineage: Eukaryota; Metazoa; Chordata; Mammalia; Chiroptera; Miniopteridae
Gene: ZFP2
Product: ZFP2 zinc finger protein
Biological process (GO): regulation of transcription by RNA polymerase II
Molecular function (GO): DNA-binding transcription factor activity; RNA polymerase II cis-regulatory region sequence-specific DNA binding
Source: RefSeq, a predicted model, not a curated record
CUGAGCCACGCCUGGCCGGGCCAUACUUAACUUUAAAAUAUUUGUUUGGUAUAAUGUGAUUGGGAAUGUGUUAAUUUAAAAGAAGUGGCAGCUUAGGAUAUUGUGACAUACUACCCAGAAAUAUGCUAUGGCUGUUCAUCUUUCUUCAUAUAUGUCAAAUAAGCUUAGUAAAAUAAACUUAAUAAAAAUCAUAAAUUUCUUUAUGUAGAUCAUGUACAUGUCUUACUUGCUUUAUCUAUAGGUAUUUUAUUUGUUGUUGUUGCAGAAGUCUCCUUUUUCAUGGCUUCUUUUCCUUCCAUCAGCUCUGCCUCCUCUUCCUGCCCAUCCCCUAGGAAGGACCCCACAGGAAGGACGGAGAAGGCAAUGGCUAUUGGACCUCUAUCAUCGGGAGCUCAGGCUGGGAAGCAAGACUUGAAACUAGAGCCAACUUCAGAGCUAACAUUACUGAAGAUUUAUUCUAUCGGGUAAUAAUGGAAAAGGAAGGUCUCUGGCAUUCUUCUUUAAGGGAAACCUGGGAACCUGAUAAUUGGUUAGAGGGGCAACAGAAAAACCAGGAUAGACAUCUGGGUCAAGUGGCAGUUAUCCAUAAGGAAAUCCUCACAGAAAGGAGAGUAUGUAGGGGUAAUGAGUUUGAAAGAUGUUCCAGUCAGGGUUCAAUCACUGAUAUACAACAAAGUAUUCCUAUGGGAAAAAGACCCUGUUAUCAGAAUUCACAUGGAAAAGAUAUCAAACAAAAUUCUGAGUUAAUUAAUAUUCAAAGAAUGUUUGUAGGGAAGAAAAUCUAUGAAUGUAAUGAAUGUGGGAAAGCUUUCAGCCAGAGCUCAUCCCUUCUUAAGCACCAGAAGAUUCAUACUGGGGAGAAACCCUAUAAGUGUAAUGUGUGUGGGAAGCACUUCAUUGAACGUUCCUCCCUUACUGUACAUCAAAGAAUUCAUACUGGAGAGAAACCCUACAAAUGUAAUGAAUGUGGCAAAACCUUCAGCCAAAGCAUGAACCUUACUGUUCAUCAAAGAACUCAUACUGGAGAAAAACCCUAUCAGUGUAAUGAGUGUGGAAAAGCUUUUCGCAAGAAUUCAUCCCUUAUUCAGCAUGAAAGGAUUCAUACUGGUGAGAAACCCUACAAAUGUAAUGAAUGUGGGAAAGCUUUUACACAAAGUAUGAAUCUCACGGUGCAUCAAAGAACUCAUACAGGAGAAAAACCCUAUGAAUGUAAUGAAUGUGGGAAGUCUUUCAGUCAAAGUAUGCAUCUUAUUGUACAUCAGAGAAGUCAUACUGGAGAGAAACCCUAUGAGUGUAGUGAAUGUGGAAAAGCCUUUAGUAAGAGCUCAACUCUUACCCUGCAUCAACGAAAUCACACUGGAGAAAAACCCUACAAAUGUAACAAAUGUGGGAAAUCCUUUAGCCAAAGUACAUACCUUAUAGAACAUCAGAGACUUCAUUCUGGAGUAAAACCUUUUGAAUGCAAUCAGUGUGGAAAAGCUUUUAGUAAGAAUUCAUCUCUUACUCAACAUCGGAGGAUUCAUACUGGAGAGAAGCCUUAUGAGUGUAUAGUAUGUGGAAAGCAUUUUACUGGGAGAUCAUCCCUUACUGUACAUCGGGUUAUUCAUACUGGAGAGAAACCUUAUGAAUGCAAUGAAUGUGGAAAGGCCUUUAGCCAGAGUGCAUACCUUAUUGAGCAUCAAAGAAUUCAUACUGGUGAGAAACCCUAUGAAUGUGAUCAGUGUGGCAAAGCCUUCAUUAAAAAUUCGUCACUUAUAGUGCAUCAGAGAACUCACACAGGAGAGAAACCCUAUCAGUGUAACGAAUGUGGAAAAGCCUUCAGUCGGAGUACAAACCUUACACGACAUCAGAGAACUCAUACAUGAGGAAAGUUUUCACUGUGACCUUUGCCAUGAUUAAUUGUUCAGUGAUAAUCAGAUAAGUCAUGUUGUGUAGAAACCUAAUGUAAAGAUUUUAGGAAUCUUUUAGUUGAAGUAUCUUAUAGCAUAUCAGAUCAUACAGAGAAACCACUGCAGAGAAACCAUAUGAAAGUAGAAAAUCUUGAUUGAAUCAGAAAGUGAAAUUUUGUAUCAGGUUUAAGUAGCUGAUAUUCUAAACAAUGAGGAUUCAUCAUGCUGAAGAUAAGUUCUGUUGUAUCAUACUGCAGAUUCUCCUUUGGAUGUUAGAGACUUCACAGUAGAGAGAAAAUGUGAGAGUGCUUAACUGGACAGCCCAAAGACCUGGUAUGUUCUUUGAUCUGUCACUAACUUGGACAAGUCACCUACUUUCACCAGGUCACAGUGUCCUUAUUUGGUAAAUGAGGGAUUUUGGAUUUAGAAGGUCUCCAGGAUCCUUGUAAGCUCUAUAAAGCAACAAACCUAUAAAUAUAAUGAAUGCUGGGA